AUGUCGGUAGCGCUAUCUCGAGCCAGAAGUAGAAGUCGUGCGCCCAGCACCAGAGCGCCCUUAACCCCAGCACCCAUUGUGGUGGAAAUGCCACGAAGCGGCGCCAAAUCACCACUCAUUGUCGACGUGCCCGCUCCACCCCGAGCAAGAAGUAUGAGCAGAGGCCGGAACGAGCCGGCGGUGGAUGCGCCUGGCCUGAGCGGGGGGAGGGGAAUGUUUAAGAGGCUGAUUGUUGCAUGUGACGGCACGUGGCUAAACUCGGAUGACGGAAUGAAGAAUGGUACCCUUUCCAUCCCCAGCAACAUUACGCGGAUCUCCAGAGCCAUCAAGGCAGUCAGCCAGGACGGAAUCCAGCAAAUUGUAAACUACCACCAGGGCCUCGGAACCGAAGGCGGCAAGAUUUCACGUCUUGUCGGCGGCACGACGGGCAAGGGACUUUCGGAGGAUGUCCGGGAAGCCUACUCGUUUCUUGCCAACAACUACCAUCCCGGAGACGAGAUAUUCCUACUUGGCUUCUCGCGCGGCGCCUUCACUGCGCGCAGUAUCGGUGGUCUGAUUUCGGAAAUUGGGCUUUUGACCAAGAAGGGCUUGAACACUCUCCCAGAAGUGUACGAAGACGUGCAGAACCGACGAAACGAGGACUACCGGCCAAAGCACGAGGACAUUCCAUUUCCCCGGAAACCAAGCGCCAGUGAUCCACGAUAUGCGGAAGAGCUGGAGCGUCGGGGCCUGACGAGGCUGGAUAUUCCCAUCAAGUGCAUAGCGGUGUGGGAUACAGUCGGAAGUCUUGGCAUACCCAGAAUUGGCAUCCUGCAACGUGCAGGGCUGCAGACAAAACAAUCCAGAGCAACGACAUUCUACGACACGAAGCUUUCCAACUGCGUGGAAAAUGCAUUCCAGGCGCUUGCUCUGGACGAGAAUCGGUCGUCGUUUGCGCCGGCUGUGUGGGAGAAGCCCGAGGGAAACCGCACGACACUCCGUCAAGUAUGGUUUCCCGGUGCGCACGCAAACGUAGGAGGGGGCUACGAUGAUAUGCAAAUUGCUAACAUUAGUCUUGCGUGGAUGAUGAGCCAGCUGGAGCCCUUCUUGGACAUGCGGGGUGAAUAUCUGUUUGAACAGGAUGAUCUCAAUGAAAAGUACUACAAGAAAGAAGAGGGCGCCAUCCGACCAUGGAGUUUUGGCAAAAUCUACAGUGAGCUCAAGGGAGCUUUUGCAUUGGGGGGAAGUUCUCAACGCAAGCCUGGGCAAUACACGGCAGUAGAUCCGCACACGGGUCGCGCAACAGACCGGCCUCUGCGGCAAACGAAUGAGUACAUUCACCCGUCGGUGCGCACGCGGUUCCGGCUAGAAGGACCUGGCGUGCAGGACCGCGGCCUCUACGAGGCACGGGGACUAACGGACAGCUACAAGCUUGUUGUCGAUUACGGAGCGAACAACUCGCGUGCGGGCGACGCUGAGGUGUUCUGGAAGAUCAAGUGGAGAGACACGCAUGCGGUCAAAGUGCUACCCGAAGCUCCGCUGUGGAGGCUGGAACGGGAGCUUGCUCGGCGCGACCCAGCCACGUACGACUAUGUCAAGAAGCCACCUGCUACCAGCUCGACUAAGAGCAAACGGCGGGCGCCACGGCCCAUGUCAGCCGAUUUUUCCAACAGCAAAGUAGGUGGAUUUGACAGCCCUGUUUCGCCACGGAAGAGCCGUAGAGACACAUUUUCACCGAGGUCGACAUUCCCAGCUGAUGACAAGCCGCCAGCGAGAAGAAACAGCGUCAAAAUGGAGAGAGCGCGGAGCCGGAGCCGAGCGAGGAGCGUCGAGUUUGCCAGCGAUCGUGAGACGGAUAUUCGGGAAAGUAUGCCUCAUCGUCGGGAGAAGGACAAGGCAUGGUGGGAAGGCAAGCGGGGAUGA
Exserohilum turcica Et28A is the source of this 1902-nucleotide messenger RNA. RefSeq lists its product as uncharacterized. The coding region runs from base 1 to 1902 and encodes 633 amino acids. The record is from RefSeq and is a predicted model, not a curated record. NCBI's taxonomy places the organism in Eukaryota, Fungi, Ascomycota, Dothideomycetes, Pleosporales, Pleosporaceae. The transcript is spliced from 2 exons.